Nematocida parisii ERTm1 is the source of this 1372-nucleotide messenger RNA. Its product is annotated as serine hydroxymethyltransferase. Gene Ontology annotation, molecular function: pyridoxal phosphate binding; zinc ion binding; glycine hydroxymethyltransferase activity. Gene Ontology annotation, biological process: L-serine catabolic process; tetrahydrofolate interconversion; folic acid metabolic process. The record is from RefSeq and is a predicted model, not a curated record. The transcript has a single exon. The coding region runs from base 1 to 1344 and encodes 447 amino acids. NCBI's taxonomy places the organism in Eukaryota, Fungi, Microsporidia. Gene Ontology annotation, cellular component: cytoplasm.
AUGAGUAUUCUACAGGACAGUGAAUUAGAUGAGUACGUCAUACAAGAAGAGAACAGGCAAAGAACCUCCAUCACACUAAUUGCAAGUGAGAAUUACGUAUUCCCAGGAGUAUACAAGUACUCAGGAUCACUCCUAACCAAUAAAUACUCAGAGGGUAAAGUAGGUGCAAGAUACUACGGUGGUACUAAAUAUAUAGACAUAAUAGAAAGCCAGUGUAAGGACCGUAUACUGGCCCUAUUUGAAUUAGACCCAUCCGUAUGGGGAGUGUGCGUACAGUCCUACUCAGGAAGUAUCGCUAAUUUAUCAGCAUACUCAGCCAUGGUCACACCAGGCGGUAAGAUCAUGGGAAUGAACCUGCCAGCAGGUGGCCAUUUAACACACGGAUUCCAAACUAAAACAAGAAAAGUGUCCGGUACAAGCGUAUACUUCUCAUCCCACCCGUAUGAAGUGGAUGCUAAUGGAUAUUUAGACUAUAAUCAUAUACGUACACGGUUUAAUGAAGUAUCCCCAGAAGUACUUAUAUGCGGGUACAGUGCACACUCACAAGAUAUAAAUUAUGCACUGCUCAGAGGGAUAGUCACAGACAAGGCAUUCUUAUACGCAGACAUCUCUCAUAUAUCAGCACUAAUUGCAUCUAAGCUAAUGAAUAACCCAUUUAUACACUGUGAUGUAGUUAUGACUACUACGCAUAAGGGGUUAAGGGGACCACGUGGUGCCAUUAUUAUGUACAGGAAGUGUGUUACAGUUAAUGGGACCACUCAUGAUUUAGAUAAUAAAAUGAACCUGGCCGUAUUUCCGUUAAUACAGGGUGGUCCGCAUAACCAUACGAUUGCAGGCAUAUCCCACAGUAUGUAUAUGGCUAAACAGCCUGAAUUUAUAACGUACUGUAAGCAGGUGGUGAGUAAUGCCCGUAUAAUGUGUGACUACUUUAAGCAGCGUAAUUACAGCGUAGUGACUGAUUCUACUGUUAACCAUAUGGUAAUAAUAGACUUACACAGUAAGGGCGUGAGUGGCCAGGAGGUUGAGUCAUUCUGUGACUAUUUAGGCAUAAAUAUAAACAAGAACAGUGUACCCCGUGAUAAAUCGUGUUUAUUUAAGCCGUCUGGUAUACGGCUGGGUGUGUACGCGAUUACCACACGGGGGUUUAAAGAGGGUGAUACGUAUUUAGUGUGUGAUAUGGUGCACACUGCAAUUAUGCUGUUACAGGACACGGUCAGUGCACGGAGUAAGCAUAAGUCAGUUAAGGACUGGAUUAUAUCCGAGGAUAUUUUAAAUCAGGAGGGCAUAAAAAAUAUUAUACAAAAUAUUUUCAAUUUAACGAAGAAGUAUCCGGUACCUGAAUAAAAUUUUAUUAAUAAAAAUAAACACAACU